UCUUCUUUAAGAAAAUGACGAACUCUUUAUCAGCGCAUCCAGAAGGAAGUCAACCUACAAGUGUUUCACCACCUUUACAAGAAAAAAAAGAUCUGACCGAAAAUAUCAUGGCAGAACCUGAUAUGGAGGAAUCUUACAAACAAUUAAAACGUAAAAUCAAGGAAAUUACAGAAUUAAACAUGGCUAUGAAUAGAGAUUAUUUUCAUGCAAAAAAGAAGAUUCGUACCUUGACUUUUGAGAGAGAUCUCUUGUUAGACAGCAUCAGUAAAUUAGAAAACACAAACAAAUUGACCGAUGAAGAUAGCGAUAGUGAUCUUUAUAGCGAUAUUUCUGACUCAGAGGAUGAUAUAGAAGCUUCCACGGGCGCCAAAUCUAAGAUUCUAAAGAAAUUGGCGUUCAGACCUUCUAGCACGACACUACACCGUAGUCAGCCCACAACUAGUUUAGCCAACACAACAGCCAUGUCUCUUCCACCAACGAUACAUGAACCUGCACCUGCACCUGCACCACACAAACGAUCUCGAUCAGCAAAGAUCACCGUUAAGACGCGUCGAGUUCAACCUAUUGAACGUGAAGCAGACGGAAGACCUAAACUUCCUCAACAGAUUGGUGUUUUAACUGUACAUAAUUUGGGUACUAUUGUCACGGAUCGACCUAACUUUCAUAACGAAAGAUACAUCUUCCCGGUUGGAUAUACAGUGAGCAGAACGUAUCCUAGUAUGGUUGAUCCCAACAGUAACACUAUCAUUACGUCUACUAUUGUGGAUGAUGGCAGUGAUUGUCCUCGUUUCCAUGUGACAGCUGCUGAUAUGCCCGAUGAACCCAUCAUUGCCAAUUCAGCAACUGGUGCUUGGACAGUCGUUGUUCGUCGAUCUAAUGAGAUCCGUAACCGUGAUCACUCUAACUCAGCCUCAGGGCCUGAUUAUUAUGGCUUCAAACAUCCCACCAUUGCCAAUUUGAUUCAAGAUUUACCAGGUGCAAAAGAUUUAAAGCAAUAUGUCUGGCAAAACUUUGAAGAGAUGGAACCUAGAGCUGCCAAAGGUGUCAUGGCUGCUGCAGAGAAAAAGAGAGGCAAUUUAGAACAAAUGGGGAAUGCAAAUAGAAAAAUAUUGCCUAUUAAAGGUGAAGUUGUCUUUGUCGAUGAACUUGGUGAAAACGAAAUUCCUGAAGAAGAUGAAAUUGUGGCUAGCGAUAGAGAAGAAUAAUCAUAU
Gilbertella persicaria is the source of this 1211-nucleotide messenger RNA. RefSeq names its product F/Y-rich N-terminus-domain-containing protein. The record is from RefSeq and is a predicted model, not a curated record. Gene Ontology annotation, biological process: regulation of cell cycle. The coding region runs from base 15 to 1205 and encodes 396 amino acids. Gene Ontology annotation, cellular component: nucleus. The transcript is spliced from 5 exons. NCBI's taxonomy places the organism in Eukaryota, Fungi, Mucoromycota, Mucoromycetes, Mucorales, Choanephoraceae.